GUAAGGGAACGUCGUGUCACCUUUCGGGCGAUAUUUUGUGAUACUAUAGCAAGUUUUAAGGCACGUAGCCAACACUCAACUAGAAUCCUUUGUGCGUGUUAUCAUUCAAAACGAAGUUUUAGAACUAUAUAAUAAGGCCCGCGAGUGUAAGAUGCUGACAUCGUGACAGCAAUGAGAGUGAGCGCAGGAAAGGACAACUAGAAAAGCACCGAGAGACCUUGCUGCAUACGAGGCCUAGGAGUAUGUACAUGGGCGUCGUCCUUUGGAUCUGCGUGGCCGUGCUGCUCCCUUGGGCGGCCGCGCAAGGGGACUCGGGCGAGGCAGUGUUCCGGAGGAGGAAGCUUUGGGGAGACGAGCAUGAAGAACCCUACGUCAGAAUGUCCUUUCCCAAGAAAGGCGCCAAGAAGGAUGCCACGUGGCUGGUGGCGGCGGGGCGCUCCGUGAUCCCGGGCUCCGUGUACCGCGUGGCGGUGCAGGCCAUCCACACGUCGCAGCCGCUGGCGAUCCGCGUCGGCCUCGCCCACGCGGGGGAGCAGGUGGCGGCCGGGAAGGCGUCGCUCAAGCCGGGGGAGCUCAGCGAGAUCCUCAUGAAGGUUCCCGACUCGAGCGUGGACGGCCAGUGGCAUCUGCGGGUGGAGGGCCGCGAGGGCCUGGGCGCCGCCUUCAAGCGGGUGGCCAACCUCACGUUCACUGGAAAGUUCCUCAACAUCCUCAUUCAGCCUUCCCGGCCCGUCUACAACGCCGGCCAGACAGUCCGGUUCCGUGCGGUCCUUCUUACCAGGGAACUCCGACCUUACGACGAGCCUGUAGACGUCUACGUGUUGGACCCACGAGGCCGCAUCAUGCGGCGCUGGCCUUCCCGUCAGACAGGCCACGGAGUGAUCAACCUGAGCUUCGAGUUGCCCAGCUACCCUCUGACCGGAGAAUGGACGCUGCGGGUGCACGCCAGAUCGCAGGUCGAGGACAAAGCCAUUCAAGUCGAGCACUACUUCAAACCCAGGUUUGAGGUAUUUGUCCGCCUUGCGCCGACCAUAAAAACGACAGAGGAGUACGUGGAGGGCGUCGUGGUAGCCAACAUGACCAACUGGAGAGACGUUUUGGGCAACUGCACCCUCAAGCUGCAAUGGGCGCGCCACUCGCCCGAAGAGCUGCCCACGGUCUUCCAGGACGCGCACGUGGAGUUCAUUCACGAGUUCCUGGGCUUCUAUGCUUUCCAACUUCCGCUGUCGGAGGUCGGAAGUCAACUGAACGGAGGAGAUUACGAGAACGUGAGUGUGCGCGUGUGGGCGGCCGUCGGCGACGCCUUCGGCUGGCAGAUCCAGGAGGGAUGGGCGAUGUCUCGGCUGGUGCAGGAGAAGGCCAAGGUUGCAUUUCUGGGCGACCAGCCUUUCAUCUUCAACCCAGGGAUGCCCGGCACAGUACACGUAUUUGCGUCGUACGAGGACGACCAUCCCCUGGAGGAGGAGGAGCUCGAGGACGCGAGGAUGACCAUCGUGAUCAAGGCCACCGGAGGAGCUACCACGCUGGAAGAGGUGCUGGUGCCGGGCGCGCAACUACUGGAAAAAGGCGGUGUUGCGGAGAUCACCUUUGACAUCCCUGAGGACAGCUUGGGCCUAAGGCUGGAUGCUAAUCUCGUUACCAGUAGCGGGCUGACAGCGGGAGCGACGCUGGUGGGGGUGCCUCAACACUCGCCCAAAGGCCGCCGCCUCCAGGUCGACACUUCCAGUAGUGAAACCACGCCCGGGGAGUUCAUCAUACUCCACGUCAGAAAUAACUUCUACAUUGAACAUUUUAAUUAUGUGGUGAUGGGCAAAGGGGUGAUGGUGUAUAGCGGCCGCGAGCCAGUGACGGACCCCGGCAUCAGCACCGUGACUACCUUCUCUCUUCCUGCCUCGACGGAGAUGGCUCCCGUCGCCCACAUUCUGGUAUGGGCGGUGACCCAGGACGGCCAAGUGGUUGCCCACGCCAUCGCUGUCCCUGUGAACCCGCUGGGAAGGCAUGAGGUCGGCAUCAGAUGGAAUGAGCACAAGGACCACUCCGGAGGCAGCGUGGAGAUGAAAAUGUUGGGCGAGACGGGGGCGUUCUUUGGCAUCUCUGCCGUGUGGGAAGAGACGCACCGGAUGGAUUCUGGCCAUGAACUGGACAAGUUCCGCGUGCUGCAUUACAUGAUGGACCUGGAGAGAAAUGACACGUCAUUUUUGGAGAUCAGAAAUUACAGUAUUCCUCACAUCCGUCGCGCCGCUACACGGUCACGUGACGGCCAGGGCUCAGAUGUUUUCUUCUUCCCGACGUCCAUGGCGGGUCCGGACGCUCCGUCCACAUUCAAUUUCAGCGACCUCGUCAUUCUCACUGACGCUGACCUCUUUUAUCACCCUCACCAUGCCUCAGAUGCACCAGACUGCAGUCCCAAUGAGCUCAAAUGCCUGACAGGGGAUUGUUAUACAAUGGAUCAGCGGUGCAACGGCGUCUACGAAUGUCCCGAUCGGUCAGACGAGGCUGGAUGUCCAAUCAACGUGGAUCCCUUGCUGAGGUUCCGCAUAAACCGCAUCAGCCGCCUGAACCGCUUCUACGACCCCGAGGACGGUGAUUGGGCGUGGGCGGACCUCCAGGAAGAGGGUAACGAGAUCAUGGUGUUCCCCAUCCCCAAACGGCCGCAGACGUGGGUUGUGUCCAUGUUUUCUGUUGGAAAGGAGUUAGGGCUCGGUCUUCUGGAAGAGAAGAUCCAGUUCGACUCUGCUGGGCCUUUUAUGCUGACACUCGAGGGUCCGCCCGUUGCCAGGCAGUGGGAACAGGUGGGGCUGCGAGUGUGCGUGUUCAACUUCCACAAAAGUAAGGUCGGUGUGCUGAUCACACUACCUCACUCUGACGACUAUCGCUCUGUCCUCGUGGAAGAAAAUGGGGUCGUUACAUCGUACAAACCGCGGACGGCGGCUGGCGAUCACCAGCACAUUGUUUGGCUGAAUCCGGGAGAGUCUCGGGACGUGCACAUACCCAUUGUGUUUACCCGGAAGGGCGCCGUCGAGGUGACCGUUAUCGGCUCCACCAUGAUGCAGAAAGACUCUCACUCUAUAACCAUUGAUGUUCAGCCUGAGGGUGUCCCCAUCGGAAAGCACACUUCCAUCCUGCUGGACCUGAAGAACCGCGCUCUUGUGUACGAUUUCAUGGACAUCGACCUGGACGAGUCCCCCAUCAUCCCCUACUCCCUCAGGAGGCGCUACAUCUACGACACCCCCAGCGGCCACAUUUCCAUUACAGGCGACGUGGUGGGUCCGGCCUUCCCGGAGGUCCCCGUCGGAACGGACAACCUGCUGGGCCUGGAGGUGAUGGGGGCGGAGACGGCGGCCUUCAACUUCGCCGCCAACCUGUGGUCGCUCCACUACCUGCGCCUCACCAACCAGAUCCAGCCGGGCAUCACCUACGAGGUCUUGACGGCAGUGAACGUGCAGUACGCUGCAAUGGCCCGCUACCAGGACGAGGACGGCGCCUUCAGGAUGUGGCCUGAGUCGGAGCCGAGCGUGUGGCUCACAGCCUACAUCCUGCGCACGCUGUGGCUGGCCAGCUUCCAGGACUGGGAGAACCUGAUCUUCAUCGACCCGAGCAUCAUGAACCGCGCCACCGAGUGGAUCCUGGGCUUCCAGACGAGCCAGGGCGCCUUCGCCGAGACGCCCAACUACAAGCACCCACUGGACUCCAAGACCAACCCGACGCCUCGCUAUCAGCUGGAGCGGGAUGGCUACAAGAACGUGUCGCUGACGGCGCAGGUGGUCCUGGCUCUGGUGAACGUCCUGCCAGGCCUUCAGGGGUCCCUCAGGGGCAGCGCCAACUCUGCCCGCGACCGCGCCGUUGGUUACUUGGAGAGAGAGCUGGAGAGCCUGCACGACCCGUACGACGUGGCGCUGGUGUCGUGGGCGCUCACCAAGGCGGACUCUGAGCAGAAGGAGGUCGCCUACAAUAUGCUGCACAGGAGGAGGAGGGAGGAAGGCAACAAGAUCUACUGGUCCCGCGAGCCGGUGGACUUCAACCCGAUGGUGUACGAGGACAGCCAGCGGCCGUUCAUCCAGCCCAAGAACGACCAGAAGUGGGACGCGCACGCCGUGGAGACGACGGCGUACGCGCUGCUGGUGUACAUGGCCCGCGACGGCAUCGGCAUCAUCCAGGAGAACAUCGUGCGCUUCCUGGCCGUCAUGAGGGAGCUGGACGGCGGCCUCAUCUCCACUCUCGACAGCGUGGCAGCCAUGGAGGCGCUGGUGGAGUACUCGUACCGGGCUCGCCUGCGAGACGUCACGAAUAUGUACGUGACGAUCGAGCACUCAGCCAACCCCAACUUCAGCGUCAACGUCCACCUCGACAACACGUUCAACCUCGCCUCGAUGAGAUCCUUUGAUUUGGAGAACAUCUGGGGCCACAUUAGCAUCGUGGGGCAUGGCUCAGGCCAGGCUCUGGUGCAGCUGGACUACAGCUACGGUGUUGACUACGAGCCUCUGCUGGACUACCCGCCCGUUCCAGCUUUCGACUUCACCGUCUCUUCAAAAUUCUUUGGGCGCAACAAUUCGCACUUGGAGAUCACAACGUGCCAGAAGUGGACGGAUAUGGAGGAGGCUGAGACGAGCGGGGUGGCGGUUGUAGAAGUGCAUCUUCCCUCCGGAUACUACGUAAUGCAAGACUACCUCAUCGACCUCGUCAAUUCGCGGACCGUCAGGAACUUACGCUGGGCGUUGAGGACUGACACGCAAGUCAAGUUUUUCUUUAACCACCUAGACAACGAGGACACUUGCGUGACGUAUGAGGUAGAACGGUGGCACCCAGUGGCCAACCAUUCCAGGUACAACAUGGCCCGCGUGUACGACCUUUAUCAGCCAGAGCGUUUUAACAUGACCAUCUUUGAGGUCUACCCGCUGUAUGGGCUGGACGUGUGUGAGGUCUGCGGCUCAUAUCAGUGUCCGUAUUGCCCGUUCUACAGCAGCGGCCUGAAGGUGGUGGCUACGCCCCUCUUGUUGGCAGGGCUGCUGGUGCUGGUGCUGGCGACCGCAGCGGCCUCCUAACAUGACAGUGUUCUUCACACUCCCGCCAACGACAUGACGCCGCGCCACAGCGAUUCCCAUUCCCACUUCAUGACAUGACGUUUCAAGACAUAUGCAUGGUUAUCUCGAUACCGGUUGGUGGCUGAGGUGACGAACUAUUAUUAGAAAGUGAAGUGUAAUAUAGACAAAUUAUAUCGAAACAAUUGGACCGUGUCUAGUUCAGAUUUCAUGAAGAUGACGCGAAGUGAAGUGAGAAUAUUAAUAAAAAUGAAAACUGCAUUUACUUGUUAGACUUAAGUGCAUAGGUAUUCACCUCAUUACGUACAAACGUGUUUUGUCUUGGAAAUGCUGUUUAUAUAUCCGUCAUAUUGAAGGAUUGUAACGGAUCUAGAACUUUUACUGAUAUUCAGAACUUUAAAUAUUGUAUGAAUAAAUGUUUUAUAUGAUA
Molecule: messenger RNA, 5469 nt
Organism: Penaeus indicus
Lineage: Eukaryota; Metazoa; Arthropoda; Malacostraca; Decapoda; Penaeidae
Product: CD109 antigen-like
Exons: 32
Coding region: 243-5042 (1599 amino acids)
Cellular component (GO): extracellular region
Molecular function (GO): endopeptidase inhibitor activity; protein binding
Source: RefSeq, a predicted model, not a curated record